Molecule: messenger RNA, 1628 nt
Organism: Drosophila grimshawi
Lineage: Eukaryota; Metazoa; Arthropoda; Insecta; Diptera; Drosophilidae
Gene: beat-IIIa
Exons: 6
Coding region: 303-1430 (375 amino acids)
Source: RefSeq, a predicted model, not a curated record
CUGCCUAGUGAUUAAUUGGUCUGGCAGUUUAACCAACAACAAAAAUAGCCCGUCAACUCAAUAUCUUAAUUAUAUAGGUGAAUUCUUGCCACCCACAGAAAUUAAUAAACACAUUGCACACACACAUCUCACACACACACACCUAACACACACUGUGUGUGUUUGUUUGUUUGUUUGUUUGAAAACUCUCUGGACGUAUAAAUAAUUCCCAGAAUUCGUCGAGUGAACAAAGUACAGUGAACCCCCCACUAAUCAACGAAGCAACCCCCGAAAAGUGAAAGUGUUUUUGUAGCUGCCUGAAAAUGUGUGCAUUGGAGCCAGCUUACACACACACGCAUACCCCAAGGCACACUCCGGGACAGACUUUGAGGCACACUUUGAGGCACAAUUUGAGGCACAGAAUUGAUCCCAGUAGUCAGGCACAUUUGGCGCCGCACCACCGACAAAUACACCACCAACAGCAGCAGCAGCAACAGGCUGGCCAGAAUGCUGCUAGCCUGGCCAAAAGGACAACAGCAACAACAACAACAGCGAAAACAGUUAAGAGAACGCAUCUGCAGCUUUGGUAUUUGCUACAUGUGAUAUUAGUGCUAAUUGAUAUAACCAGCUCGCUGACAAUGACCGAGGUGAAGAUACCCAAUCACAUAAUGCGACUGAAGAGCGCCCUGCUCGGCUGUCGCUAUGCCCUCGAUGGAGAAUCCCUUUACUCCGUCAAGUGGUAUAAGGAUGGACACGAGAUCUAUCGCUAUGUGCCCAGGGAUAAGCCACCUGGACAGGCAUUCCCAUUGCCCGGCGUCAACAUCGAUCUGCGCAAUUCCUCGGACACACAGGUAAUGCUGCGACGUGUAACGCUCCAAAGUUCGGGACUCUAUCGAUGCGAGGUGUCCGGCGAGGCGCCCGCCUUCAAUACCGUCUCCGAGUCGGAAACAAUGACCGUAGUGGUGACUCCAAAUCAUGGCCCAAAGAUAUCCGGCGGGCAGCCACGCUAUCAAAUCGGGGACACUGUGCGAGUGAACUGCACCUCGGCACCUUCGAAGCCAGUUUGUCAUCUGAGCUGGCUCAUCAAUGGGGAGCCGGCACAGAAACAGCAUCUGAAGCAGUUCGACAAGAUUGUCGUCAAUCGGGAUGGACUCGAGAUGGCUCGACUCGGCUUGGAGUUUCGAGUGCGUGGCUUUCACUUCAGGCAUGGCGAUAUGAAACUCAAGUGUGUGGCCAAGAUUAGCUCACUCUACUGGCAGAGCAACGAGGAGAGCGUGGAGAGUGAUCGCCAGCAGCGGGCACCUGCUUUGGAGUCGCGUGAAACAGUCGCUGCCAAGUCCAGCACAAUUGGUGCCGCUGCCUCGAGGCAACCAUCGUUGCUACUUUCACUGCUGCUGCUUUGUGGCAUCGCCGGCUCCUGGAGUUGGCCACCUUUGGGAUCUGGAAGUUAACUGCCCAAAUUGCAGAUUCCUUCACUAAAAUUAGCAGCUAUCGCCGGAUGUCGUCAUAUCUGAGAAAUUACAGUGUAAAAGCAAAACAUAUCCUAUGCCAAAUUUCAUAGAAAAAUCUACAUACACUUUACUUACGACUACAUUGCGCUAACAUUAAAAGUAAAAAUGAAGAAAAACUUUAAGCAUUUAAUUCAAUUG